Messenger RNA from Polyodon spathula (Mississippi paddlefish), 766 nucleotides. RefSeq names its product marginal zone B- and B1-cell-specific protein-like. The coding region runs from base 110 to 703 and encodes 197 amino acids. Gene Ontology annotation, biological process: regulation of B cell proliferation. The record is from RefSeq and is a predicted model, not a curated record. Gene Ontology annotation, cellular component: endoplasmic reticulum chaperone complex; extracellular region. NCBI's taxonomy places the organism in Eukaryota, Metazoa, Chordata, Actinopteri, Acipenseriformes, Polyodontidae. The transcript has 4 exons.
UCAAACUCCCAUUGGUGCUUAUUUGUUUAUUUCUGUGCUUUUCUUCUUCCUCGCUGUAUUAACUACCGGUAUUUCAGAUCUUAAACAGGCAGCCAUAGACUUUGGUAAAAUGAGGGCUGUAUUCUCUUUGCAUUUCUUAAUACUGUCAACUUUGUACGGACUCUCUGCAGCAGACGAACAGCAUGAACGUGUUAUGAAAGAACCUGACGCAACAAGAACAAUACGUUUCACAUCGCCAAAAUUAAACGCAGAGGACGAACACUCAGAUCAUAUGCCUGAAUAUCUGAAGUGUGAUGCCUGUAAAGCUAUUGCUUUUCAGAUGAAAGACUAUCUUGUAAAAGCAGAGUCUAAGAAGACAGCCGUGAAGGGUAAAGAAGCAGCUCUGAGUGAAUCAGAGUACGUGGACACUUUGGAACAGUGCUGCGCUCAGAAGUGGGAACAGUAUGGUCUGAGAGAGGUCCAUGGUUUCAAACGUCUUUCUGGGCCUGGAUUGGAGACAGCAGAUCAGAUGGGUAUGAUCAUGUAUGGAGGACCUUGGCCAAUAAGGUUAUUUAAAAUGUGUCAGAGCUAUCUGGGAGAGUAUGAUGAAACCGAAAUUUACCAGAAGUACAGAAGCUAUCCGGAUUCCUUAGAAGACUUUUUUUGCUAUGCCAACGGUGGAGUUUGCAAAAAACCAAGCAAAACUAAAAAAAACGAACUAUAAACUAUGCCUUUCAGAAAAUUUAAAUAAAAGUAAUGCAAAUCACUUGGCUCUUUUUUUUUUUUU